AUGAAACCACCGCACAAGCUUCGCGGAAACCACCGUUCAAAACCAAAAAAAACGAAACCACCGCACAAGCUUCCCGGGGACUGGCAGAGCUUUUUCCCUUCUAAACAAACCCGACCGCAAAAAGAGGUUUCCGAAAACUGGCUCGGCCGGCCCUACCCGCACGACCAAUCUAACCACAAAUGCCCUAUGUCUAAUCCGACACAGCCCCACAUGCUUCUCCGGAAGCCAGACUACGACCGUCCACUCUCUCUAUGCUUCUCCUGCAAAGGACAACACGUGUGGGGGAAAAGGUACUAUUACUACUGUCCUAGUUGCAAUUUGCAGUUCCACAGAGGUUGCCACGUGUUACCAUCGGAAAUGAAACACGCUCUUCAUCCUCCUCACCCUCUCACCCUCAUCUCCUUAGAUCCAAAUCUCCAUACUUCUAAAAUACCCUAUCAAUGGAGUGAGACCCCCUCGGAUUCCGAAGAUGAUGUUGAUGAUAAUGAUGAUGAUCUAUCUCAUGAAGCUGAUCAUAAUCAUGAUGAUCCAUCAGAUGAGAAAUGCAAAUGCUGUCUAAGACGUUUAGAACAUGUGUACUAUCACUGUUCUAUAUGUAACUUCAGUUUCAACGUAAGCUGUGUGAUAAACCCACUACCUUGUAGUAUCACACACCUAAAGAGCCAUAAGCACACACUAACCCUCUUUCCUAGACGGGUCUCUUCGCCAUGUGAUGCUUGUGGGUUGUCUCUCAACCACACCCGUGACUUCUUUUACGUUUGUCUCCCUUGUAACUACAUGGUUCAUAAACCAUGUAUCUACUUACCUCGUGUCAUUAAGAUCACUCGUCACGUGCACCGUCUCUCUCUCACUCCCUCCCUCCCUCCCGGUCAUUUCUCUUGCGGAGUUUGCCGUCUUGCGGUCGACGUUAGUCACGGGCAGUAUUCUUGCAAUAAGGGAUGUGGUUAUGCUGUCCAUUCCAAAUGUGCAACGAGGGAUGACGUGUGGGAUGGGUUAGAUCUUGAAGAUAUUCCUGAAGAGCCAGAUGAAGAUAUCGAGCCGUUCGUAAGGAUUGAUGAAGAGACGAUACAACAUUUCACUCAUGAACAUCAUCUGAAACUCCAAGGAAAGGAAGGUAGCUUCCUUCAUGGUGGAAAAAGGUUUUGUGAGGCUUGCCGUCUUCAAAUAUCGAUCUCUGAUGUUUUAUAUAGUUGCGAGUUCUACUGUGACUUUCUUCUCCAUGAAGCAUGUGCAUGCCUUCCUCGCGUAAAACAUCACCCGCUACACAAACACCCUCUUAUCCUCAUGAUCCUAUCACCAGAUUCACCACCCUACUUCACCUACAAAGCCUUCAUUAGUACUUACAGGCCUCCAUGUCAUGUCAUGUUUAAGUGUGACGGUUGUCGCCGAAGGAGUACUGGUUUCGCGUAUGCAUGCGCCAAAAAAGAUUGUGACUUUCGUCUAGACGUCACGUGCGCUUCCCUUCCAGAUUCUAUAAACCAUGAGAGUCAUGAUCACACACUAUACAUCAAUUUGACCUACGGAGAAUGCGUGGGAUGCAAGUCUACUUUAUGUUCUGACCAUUACCUAGAAUGUAUGAGAUGCAAGUCCUUUUUGGGUCUUCAUUGCGCUACUUUGCCAAGUUUGGCACACUACGAGCACGACACCCACCCACUCACUCUUUGUUAUGGCGAACAAGGUACAACAAGUGGUCAAUAUUGGUGUGAGCUAUGCGAAUUAAAACUAGACGCAAGUGAAUGGUUCUAUACAUGUGAUUCUUGUAGAGUCACUCUUCAUGUUACUUGUUUGUUGGGGAAAGAUAUGUACAUGAAUCCUCGACAUAUCAUCGAAGCACGACCUAGAGAUGUUGAAAUUACUCUCAAUGAUGGUAACACUCGACCAUUUUGCUAUCGAUGCUCUAGACGUUGCGUAGAACCCGUGGUGUACAAGUGGGAUCAUGAAUGGUUUUGUACUUUGCUAUGUGCCGGCGGUAUAAGAAGAGGAAUAUUUCAAAGAUAA
Microthlaspi erraticum is the source of this 1998-nucleotide messenger RNA. Lineage: Eukaryota; Viridiplantae; Streptophyta; Magnoliopsida; Brassicales; Brassicaceae. The record is from the annotation of a GenBank genome assembly.